Messenger RNA from Magallana angulata, 4161 nucleotides. RefSeq lists its product as uncharacterized. The record is from RefSeq and is a predicted model, not a curated record. Bases 232 to 3453 code for a protein of 1073 amino acids. NCBI's taxonomy places the organism in Eukaryota, Metazoa, Mollusca, Bivalvia, Ostreida, Ostreidae. The transcript is spliced from 22 exons.
CUCUUUGUUGUUCGCUGUCGCAAGACCAGCUCUGUAUUAAAGACAAUCAGUUUUAAAUUUAAAUGCAAUUCUGUGUGUAUGUCAGGAAACUUUUGUACUGCCCUAAACAAAUAUUUAGUGGGGGUAUUGCCACAAGUCGGGUCCUUAAUUGCAUUUGAGUAGCGAUUUCACAUUGUCAAAUAUGGAGUCUUUGUUGUUUAAUAGAGAAAUAUUUUGAUAUCAAAUUGCAAUAUGAGCGACGAGGAUCCGCAGUUUCAAGGCCUACAUGUAGGUACCGCACCGAUUGACUUUGAUUUCCUGCAAAGUUUGGAAAGAAAUUUAGAUUCUGGCGGAGAAUCAGCGGAAAAUGGAAGGAACGUAAACUCCACACUUAGCCAGCAUUCGGAAGAAAUGGCAGAUAUGAUAGACUACGGGAUUACGUCACAACCUGCAAGAAAGGAGAAUAUUAAAAAGAAUACUAAAUCUCAAACCCAUACUUGUCACAAUGUGCGCAAUCGGCAAACAGCGAGGGAGAGUUCUAAAAAUUCGAAGAACGCACGGCGACCUCGAAGUGGAGGGGCUAAAUCCCCGGAGAGAAAAGUUACAAGAGGAAUAUCAAUAAAUGUGAAUCAACAGACUGUCGAGAUGAGAAGGAGGGUGCUGGACCUGGAGAAGGAAGUCGAUCUUUUACGGGGGGAAAACGUGUCCCUCCGGAAACAGCUGACCAUGCCCCACCCGGUCAAAAGGUUGACGGAUGAAACCAUUCACAGCAGAAUUCAGUCAGGGAUGAAGAAGGAGAAGAAACUAUUUGAAAUAUUGUUGUCAGACAACGAACGGAAGUUUCACGAAUUAGAAUCAAAACACAGGUAUCUCAUAGAGGACAAAGACACCUUACAAUCCAGGAUUCGGAUUUUUGAAAAAGAGACCGAAAACCACAUUAGCACACUUCAGCAAACAAGAAAGGAGCUCUUCGCUGUGUCAGAAAAUAACAAGGUGAUAGCAGAGGAAAAUAGACUGUUAACGAAAGAAAACCAUGCCCUUAAAUCUAGAAUGCAAAAAUUGGAAGCAAAAUCCACGGAGAGUUCCGAACAUGAGUUGAUUCUUCGACAGCAUAUAAGAGAGGAGUACGAAAAGAAGCUCCGAGUGCUGGAGAAAGAAAUACUGGCUACGAUCUCAAAAGGGGACAAGAAAAAAGAUAUGCACAGAGCCAAAGGUAAACAAGACCUGGACAUAGUGACGGAACAUUAUCAGGCCGUGAUUAAAAAUCUACAAGCAGACAGGGAAAAGGUGCAGAGGGAGAGAGACGCGGCUAUCUUAAGAGUUCAUCAAUACAAAGAAAAAUGGAGCGAUAAAUGUAAACGAGAUGAGAUUAAACACAGAGGGAAAAUCCAAGUUCUCGAAAGACAAGUUCGUGAGAUGGAGAUGGAGAGGGGCUUCCUGGAAGAGGAGAAACACUCUCUAGAAGAAAGAGUCGGUAAACUGUUGGAGAAGAAUGAACAAGAGGCGGACACCCUGAUGCAGAUUGGAGACGUGCUACGUAAGCACGACAACGACCUGGAGAAACAAGUCCAGGAGUUACACCACGAAAAACAGGAAUUAGACAAAGAGAAAGAGAUACUACAAGAACAAAUAUUGCUGCAUGAAAAAUCCCGAGAGAGCAUGCAGUUGCAGCUAAAGACCACCAGAGAGGUUUUAGAAAACAGGAUAAGUGAAUUGUACCUGAAAAAUGAACGGCUGCAGACAGAAAACGCAGAACUAAAAAGAUGUACGGAUGCCAAGAAAGGGGAUUGGAUACGCACUAUAUCAGAUAUUAUGGGAUAUGAAAAAGCCUCAAAAAGUGAAAAAGAGACCCAAUUUCAAAAUAUGAUAGAGACAUUUCAAAACGAGAAGAAAGAAUUGGAUGGUGAAUUAAAUUUUCUCCGUGAAAGGUUAAAAAAUAUUGAGGAGGAGAAAGAAACAGCUCUUACUUCAAAAGAAGCUGCUUCCAAAUCCCAGAAAGAAGAACUUGAAAGAUAUCAAAAAGAGUUAAAAUCUCUAAUGGAAGAAAAGAAUAUGUUAAUCAAAAGGUUUAAAGAAAUUGAAAGGAAAAAGGAGGAUAUAAAAAACGAAAUGGAAACAUCAAAACAACAAAUGAAGACAGAGUUUGAAGAAAUGAUUGACAAACUUAGAGACGAAAAUAGUGUUUUAAGACAGGAAAAGGAAUCCCUCCAGGCUAAGGUAGAUGAGUUGGAAUACACCCUCACAGUGAAAGACAUAGACGACGAGGAAAACACACAAAGUGACAUCGCUAAUUUCCAGAAAACAAUUGAAGAUCUACAAGAACAGGUCACAAAAGAAAGGCAAAGAUUCCAUGAAAAAGAAGAAAAAUGGAAAAUAUUUAAUGAGGCACAGUCUGAGAAAGAGGAUGCCUUGAAUAUUAGAAACGCUAGUCUGGAGAGAACCGUACAAAAGUAUCUGAGGGAAAUCGACACCUUGAAAAAUAGAAUUUUGGAUCACGAGCAAGGAAUAGGUCAUUAUCAAAAUCAAAUAGAACACAUUCUUCAGGAAAAAGCUCUAAUUCACAAACAAUUAAAAGAGUACCAAAACAAAAAAGAAACGACUGCGAACGAGGAGAUGGUGUUACACAUACAAACAGAAAGUAAAAAACUGAGAGAAAUCGAGGAGCAGUUGGAAAGAGAAAACCAGGAUCUGAAAUCAGAGAAACUUACCUGGGAGGUGGAGAGAAAGAACCUUGAAGAGAGAAUUAGGUCAAUGGAAAACCAACUAAAGUUAAAAGAAAGUAAAGUCACCAAUUUGACACAGGAAAAAGCACAGUUGCUUCAACAAAACGAAGCUAUACAAUCUAGACAUAGAGGAAGAGAAUCAACAAAGAUGAAUGGUGACGUCAGCGCCGUUAUACGCGGUAGCGGUAUUGACGUCAUGGAUCUCGGUCAACGUUUCUCUGACCUGUACGAAAAGGAGUUCCUGGAAUCCCUGAGAUCGUUAGUCAGUGAUUCAGAGCUUUGUCUGGAUGAGGGAGACGCCAUAGAAAUUCUAUUAAACAUAUUACAGACAAUCAUCAAAGAUUGUGAGCGAUUGGCAGAGGAACAAUUAGAUGAUUUACAAAUGGUAAUGGGUAUGGAUGUGGAAAGUGAAGAAAACUUAACAAAAAUCAGACACAUUAGAAAUUUCAUGGCAGUGGACUGUUUGUCUAAUAUUACAAAGAAAAUUCAACAGGGGACAUUAAAGAAAUCCUUUGCAGAAUACAUUGAACAUUGUAAAAAUUUCGUGGAAAAGGCCAUUGUGCUUUGUUGGUUGAUGAAGAACAUGGAAGAACCAAUUAGAUUAGACUUUUCUGUGAAUCACGGGGAUACCAUGAAUGAACUAAAGUAUCAGUGCUAUUCAGAGUCAGGGAAGGAAAUUGACUAUAUGGUUUGGCCAGUCUUGUUGUUAAAAGGAGAGGUCCUACAGAAAGGAGUUGUUCAGACGAGCUAAUGUGCGCUAUAUCGAAGUGUUUUUUUUAUUCUGGCAGUUCAUUUAAACUUUAAAAAUUGAUUUAUAUAAAAUAAAUAGAAAUUGUCCAAUAUUGAUUUCUAAAAAAUGAAAAAAAAACUUGUUUUAGACGAAAAUGACGGCAAAUCAAGAUUAAAAUAGAAAUGUACAAUGUACGCAAAACAAUCCCAUACACGAAAUUACAGGUAAAUUAUUGUUUUGUGUGAACACCAUUCUAUUUAUUCCUACACAAUGUUAUAGUGUUAGACAGAGAAGGCCAUCACAUCAAAUGAUUGUUUUUAACAGUGAGUGCGCCCAUCUUGUUAUUUUCGAUUUAAAAAUGAUUUUCAUAUUUAACAGUAGUGAUCUCAUCGAAACAAGAAAAUUUAAAAUAUGUUCGUUUCGUCCCAUUUCCCCAUGAGCAAUUUAUAGCACAGUCACAUGGAUCAGCCGCUCAUGAAUUCAAAACAGAUUACAAAAGAGCAGAUUUCGAAUAUUGCAUUACAAACAACUUAUUUUAGAUCCGUCUUUAAAAUAAGAUAUUGCAAACUAGUUAUGGAUAGGGUUGAUUACUCUCAAAAGUAAUCGAUUAAAUUACAAUUACAUUUGAUUUUAAAAGUAAUUGAUUACAAGUUGAUUACAUCCAUUUUUAUAAGUAAAUGAUUAUAUUUUAUUACUUUUUUCAUGUAAUCAUGAUUACUUACGAUUACU